GCUGAUCAGACCUUUAUAUAUAAAAUGGUGAUAGUGUAUUUUUUCGAAGAUAGAGAGAGAAAAAGAUAUUGCGAGCUGCUACGAUUUGAACGAUGGGGCGAUCGAUUCGUGAUUGGGUUUUGUUAGGGCUUCUACUUGCUGGUUGUUUAUUUGCAUUCUCAAUUGCUAAGGAGGAAGCCUCCAAGUUGGGAACGGUCAUUGGGAUUGAUCUUGGCACCACUUAUUCAUGUGUUGGUGUCUACAAGAAUGGUCAUGUAGAAAUUAUAGCAAAUGACCAAGGUAACCGUAUUACUCCUUCCUGGGUAGCUUUCACUGACAACGAGAGGUUGAUUGGUGAAGCUGCUAAGAACCAAGCAGCUGUGAAUGCUGAAAGAACUGUUUUUGAUGUCAAAAGACUUAUUGGAAGGAAGUUUGAGGAUAAGGAGGUGCAGAAGGACAUGAAACUUGUUCCCUACAAGAUUGUGAACAAGGAUGGUAAACCUUAUAUCGAGGUCAAGAUCAAGGAUGGCGAAACUAAAGUAUUUAGUCCCGAGGAAAUCAGUGCCAUGAUUUUGACGAAGAUGAAAGAGACAGCUGAGGCAUACCUUGGGAAGAAAAUUAAGGAUGCUGUUGUUACUGUUCCAGCUUACUUCAACGAUGCUCAGAGACAAGCAACGAAGGAUGCAGGAGUAAUCGCAGGCCUGAAUGUUGCGAGAAUUAUCAAUGAACCAACUGCUGCAGCCAUUGCCUAUGGCCUGGAUAAGAAAGGUGGAGAGAAGAACAUUCUUGUGUUUGACCUAGGUGGUGGCACUUUUGAUGUGAGCAUCUUGACCAUUGAUAAUGGAGUUUUUGAAGUCCUAGCUACAAAUGGUGACACCCAUCUUGGAGGUGAGGAUUUCGACCAGAGAAUCAUGGAGUACUUCAUCAAAUUGAUCAAGAAAAAGCACGGUAAGGACAUCAGCAAGGACAAUCGCGCUCUGGGCAAGCUGAGAAGGGAAGCAGAGCGGGCCAAGAGAGCCUUGAGCAACCAGCACCAAGUUCGCGUUGAGAUUGAAGCCCUAUACGAUGGCGUUGAUUUCUCCGAGCCUUUGACCCGUGCCAGAUUUGAAGAAUUGAACAAUGACCUGUUCAGGAAGACCAUGGGACCUGUUAAGAAGGCCAUGGAAGAUGCCAGCCUUGAGAAGCAUCAAAUAGAUGAAAUCGUUCUUGUUGGUGGAAGCACCAGGAUUCCUAAAGUUCAGCAGCUUUUGAAGGAUUACUUCGAUGGCAAGGAGCCAAACAAGGGAGUGAACCCUGAUGAAGCAGUUGCGUUUGGUGCUGCUGUACAGGGAAGUAUUCUAAGUGGAGAAGGCGGCGAUGAGACCAAAGAUAUUCUCCUGCUUGAUGUGGCUCCACUUACGCUUGGUAUUGAGACUGUGGGUGGUGUCAUGACCAAGCUGAUUCCGAGAAACACCGUCAUUCCAACGAAGAAAUCUCAGGUUUUCACCACCUACCAGGAUCAGCAGACUACCGUCUCCAUCCAGGUUUUUGAGGGUGAGAGGAGUCUCACCAAGGACUGCAGGAGUCUUGGAAAGUUUGAUCUCAGUGGAAUCCCACCUGCACCCAGAGGAACCCCUCAAAUCGAAGUCACAUUCGAGGUCGACGCUAAUGGCAUCCUCAACGUUAAGGCUGAGGACAAAGGCACCGGCCGAUCGGAGAAGAUCACCAUCACCAACGACAAAGGCCGUCUCAGCCAAGAAGAGAUUGAACGAAUGGUUAAGGAAGCCGAGGAGUUCGCCGAGGAAGACAAGAAGGUGAAAGACAGGAUUGAUGCCAGGAACCAACUGGAGACCUAUGUGUACAACAUGAAGAACACCAUUAACGACAAGGAUAAGCUCGCCGACAAAAUCGAGAGCGAGGAGAAGGAGAAUAUCGACGCCGCUCUGAAGGAGGCGUUGGAAUGGCUCGACGAUAAUCAGAGCGCGGAGAAAGAGGAUUUCGACGAGAAGUUGAACGAAUAA
This is a messenger RNA of Dendrobium catenatum, 1979 nucleotides long. RefSeq names its product luminal-binding protein 4. The transcript is spliced from 8 exons. NCBI's taxonomy places the organism in Eukaryota, Viridiplantae, Streptophyta, Magnoliopsida, Asparagales, Orchidaceae. The coding region runs from base 93 to 1979 and encodes 628 amino acids. The record is from RefSeq and is a predicted model, not a curated record. Gene Ontology annotation, molecular function: ATP hydrolysis activity; misfolded protein binding; heat shock protein binding. Gene Ontology annotation, biological process: cellular response to unfolded protein; endoplasmic reticulum unfolded protein response; protein refolding. Gene Ontology annotation, cellular component: cytoplasm; endoplasmic reticulum chaperone complex; endoplasmic reticulum lumen.